Messenger RNA from Portunus trituberculatus (swimming crab), 1985 nucleotides. Its product is annotated as mucin-5AC-like. The coding region runs from base 279 to 1796 and encodes 505 amino acids. The record is from RefSeq and is a predicted model, not a curated record. The transcript has 2 exons. NCBI's taxonomy places the organism in Eukaryota, Metazoa, Arthropoda, Malacostraca, Decapoda, Portunidae.
CAACAACAACAACAACAACAGGACCAACAACAACAACAACAACAGGACCAACAACAACAACAUCAACAACUGCAAUAUCACCCGCUCUCGUUAAUCAGUUGCAAGAACUCAUUAACAAUAUCAAUUCAUUAUCAAAUUCUCUAAAUACCAUUACAACACUAAUAAGCACUCUUCAAACUCUCAUAGUAGGCGGCGGAAGGAAGCGAAGAAAAAAGAGAGCAGUUUCCGCAAGCGUCACGGCUAUUAUAGAUCUUAUUUCUCAAUUAAAAACAGCAGUUAUGAAUGACAAUGUGUCUCAAAUAGCCUCAUUUGCAAAUAAUCUCGAAAACAGUGUCACAAACAUCGGAACUAUUAGUUAUGAUGACCGCAUUGCAUUACAAAAUGGUCGUAAUAGUUUGGUGGAAGCCGUAUAUUUGAUCCCGCCUCUGUCCAAUAAACUGCAAGCUGAAGCUGAGCAAAUCAGAACACAACUGAAAAAUAUGGGUGCAUCAGGACUGCCCACUCUCCCCCCCACUGUAACUGCGCCCCUCUUAUCUACAUCUUUUUCCUUAGUACCACCGACAACAACAGCACCGACAACUGCAGCACCGACAACAACAACAACAACAGGACCAACAACAACAACAACAACAGGACCAACAACAACAACAACAACAGGACCAACAACAACAACAACAACAGGACCAACAACAACAACAUCAACAACUGCAAUAUCACCCGCUCUCGUUAAUCAGUUGCAAGAACUCAUUAACAAUAUCAAUUCAUUAUCAGAUUCUCUAAAUACCAUUACAACACUAAUAAGCACUCUUCAAACCCUCAUAGGAGGCGGCGGAAGGAAGCGAAGAAAAAAGAGAGCAGUUUCCGCAAGCGUCACGGCUAUUAUAGAUCUUAUUUCUCAAUUAAAAACAGCAGUUAUGAAUGACAAUGUGUCUCAAAUAGCCUCAAUUGCAAAUAAUCUCGAAAACAGUGUCACAAACAUCGGAACUAUUAGUUUUGAUGACCGCAUUGCAUUACAAAAUGGUCGUAAUAGUUUGGUGGAAGCCGCAAAAUCGAUCCCGCCUCUGUCCAAUAAACUGCAAGAUCAAGCUGAGCAAAUCAGAACGCAACUGAAAAAUAUGGGUGCAUCAGGACUGCCCACUCUCCCCCCCACUGUAACUACGCCCCUCUUUUCUACAUCUUUUUCCUUAGUACCACCGACAACAACAGCACCGACAACAGCAGCACCGACAACAGCUGCACCGACCACUGCAGGACCAACAACAGCAGCACCGACAACAGCAGCACCGACAACAGCUGCACCGACCACUGCAGGACCAACAACAGCAGCACCGACAACAGCAGCACCGACAACAGCUGCACCGACAACAGCUGUACCGACCACUGCAGGACCAACAACAGCAGCACCGACAACAGCAGCACCGACAACUGCAGCACCGACCACUGCAGGACCAACAACAGCAGCACCGACAACAACAGCACUGACAACAGCUGCACCGACCACUGCAGGACCAACAACAGCAGCACCGACAACUGCAGCACCGACAACAGCAGCACCAACAACAGCAGCACCAACAACAGCAGCACCAACAACAGCAGCACCGACAACUGCAGCACCGACAACAGCAGCACCGACAACUGCAGCACCAACAACAGUAGCACCAACAACAGCAGCACCAACAACAGCAGCACCAACAACUGCAGCACCAACAACAGCAGCACCGACAACUGCAGCACCGACAACAGCAGCACCGACCACUGCAGGACCAACAACAGCACCGACAACAGUAUCAGGAUAAAGUUAAGGAAUAUAUUGCUAUAAUGUUUUGUUUAGUAAGCAACGUGAACGGCAACGCACAUGCUAAUAUUGUCACUACUGCAGUUGUAACUAUUGCCACGAAAAGCAGCAGAGGUAGUUCCACUACCACCACCACAACCACCACCACCACCACCAACAACAACAACAACAGCAACAACAACAACAACAA